CCAUCACCAAUCCAACAUUUUCCUUCCUUUCAAAACUGCCUUCUCUUUUCAUCAACUCUCUCUUUCUUGUGUUCCAAAGUUUCAUAUAUAAUCAGAAGGAUUACAAGAAGCCAAACCCCAUUUCAUGUUUACAACCUGCAAAAACCAGUUCCACCAUCUUUUCCUCUCUUAGAGCUUCGAGCUAGAAUUCCAGAGUGAAAAGAGAGAAAAAGAUGGCAGUUUGCACAGUCUACACAACCCAAUCUCUCUACUCAACAUGUUCAAUCUCCACACCAUCAAAAACCCACCUGGGAUUUCACCAGAAACAGGUAGUUUUCUACAAGAAAAGCAGCAAGAGAGGCAGCAGCCGGCCAUACGGCCCAUACGUGAUAACAUGCACAAGUGGUGACUCACAGACAGUUGUGAUUGGUCUGGCAGCAGACUCUGGGUGUGGGAAGAGCACCUUCAUGAGGAGGCUGACAAGCGUGUUUGGAGGGGCGGCGGAGCCGCCGAAGGGCGGGAACCCGGACUCGAAUACCCUGAUCAGCGACACCACGACAGUGAUAUGCUUGGAUGACUAUCACUCCCUGGAUAGGACUGGAAGGAAAGAGAAGGGUGUCACUGCACUUGACCCAAGAGCCAACGACUUUGAUCUCAUGUAUGAGCAGGUUAAGGCUAUCAAGGAUGGGAUUCCUGUUGAGAAGCCCAUUUACAACCAUGUCACUGGUCUUUUGGAUCCUCCCGAGCUCAUCAAGCCUCCCAAGAUCCUUGUCAUUGAAGGUUUGCACCCAAUGUAUGACUCCCGAGUAAGGGACCUCUUGGACUUCAGUAUCUACUUGGACAUCAGCAAUGAGGUUAAGUUUGCUUGGAAAAUUCAGCGGGACAUGGCAGAGCGAGGACAUAGCCUUGAAAGCAUCAAAGCUAGUAUCGAAGCCCGAAAGCCUGAUUUUGACGCAUAUAUCGAUCCACAAAAGCAAUAUGCAGAUGCAGUGAUUGAAGUGUUGCCAACCCAACUGAUUCCUGGUGAUAACGAGGGGAAGGUUUUGAGAGUUAGGUUGAUAAUGAAAGAAGGGGUGGAGCUUUUUAGCCCUGUUUAUCUCUUUGAUGAAGGCUCUACCGUCUCAUGGAUUCCAUGCGGUAGAAAGCUUACCUGCUCAUACCCUGGCAUCAAAUUUUUCUAUGGCCCUGAUAGUUAUUUUGGCCACGAGGUGUCUGUGCUGGAGAUGGAUGGCCAAUUUGACAGAUUAGAUGAGCUGAUUUACGUCGAAAGCCAUCUAAGCAACAUCUCUACCAAGUUCUAUGGAGAAGUCACCCAACAAAUGUUGAAGCAUUCCGAUUUCCCCGGCAGUAACAAUGGAACCGGUCUCUUCCAAACCAUUGUCGGUUUAAAGAUACGAGACCUGUUCGAGCAGGUAGUCGCCAGCAGGGGCAAAACUCUGGUAGAAGCAGCCAAGGCCUAAGAACUGCCCUUGUGUAUUGGACAAGGCACCAAGCCUCUAAAAUCAUCUUCCUCUUUCCGUUUCUUCAUUUUUCAACUCCCUUUUUAACCAUGUUUCAGUUGAGUGUUAGCCUACUGUUGAUAGGAAACAGAACACUCUGUACCUACUUAUUGUAAUGCUGUGGAGCCGUGUAAUAUAUAGAGAAGUAAAAGCAGAGAUGAAAUUCAGUUAAGAAAUUCAUAAAAAGAUUUGUACUUAUUGAUAUUAUUUCUUAUGAACGUUGUAUACUACAUUGCGUCACCA
Molecule: messenger RNA, 1721 nt
Organism: Alnus glutinosa
Lineage: Eukaryota; Viridiplantae; Streptophyta; Magnoliopsida; Fagales; Betulaceae
Product: phosphoribulokinase, chloroplastic
Exons: 5
Coding region: 213-1439 (408 amino acids)
Biological process (GO): carbohydrate metabolic process
Cellular component (GO): cytoplasm; chloroplast
Molecular function (GO): ATP binding; phosphoribulokinase activity
Source: RefSeq, a predicted model, not a curated record